Vicia villosa (hairy vetch) is the source of this 1341-nucleotide messenger RNA. RefSeq names its product aspartic proteinase CDR1-like. Lineage: Eukaryota; Viridiplantae; Streptophyta; Magnoliopsida; Fabales; Fabaceae. Gene Ontology annotation, biological process: proteolysis. The coding region runs from base 1 to 1341 and encodes 446 amino acids. The transcript has a single exon. Gene Ontology annotation, cellular component: extracellular region. Gene Ontology annotation, molecular function: aspartic-type endopeptidase activity. The record is from RefSeq and is a predicted model, not a curated record.
AUGUCGCAAUUUUCAUCUUUUAUCAUUAUUUUCUUCUUCCUUUUUAGCUUCAUUGUUUGCUCUCAUGCUAUAAAUAAUGGUUUUAGUGUUGAACUCAUCCAUCGUGAUUCUUAUAAAUCACCACUCUACAAUCCUACACAAACUAAAUCCCAACAAAUUGCCAAUGCUUUACAACGUUCUAUCAAUCGAGCCGAUUAUAUCAGUAAACAAUUUUCUUUUACUAAAGACAAACUUAAGUCAUCUUUGAUGUAUGAUCGCGGUGAGUAUCUCAUGAGUUAUUCUAUUGGUACCCCUCCAUUUAAGGUCUACGGUCUUUUGGAUUCUGGUAGUAAUUUAAUAUGGCUUCAAUGUAAGCCUUGUAAUAUAUGUUACAACCAAACAUAUCCUAUUUUUAAUCCUUCAAAAUCUUCUAGUUACGAGAAUAUUCCAUGCUCUUCUAGUGCAUGCAAAUCUACCGAAGAAACUACUUCUUGUUCUAAUGAUAGGGAUGUUUGUGAAUAUACAUUAGAUUAUGGUCGUGGAACAAAGACACACGGAGAUCUUAUUUGGGAGACAAUUACAUUAGAGUCCACCUCUGGAUCUAUUGUCUCAUUUCCUAAAAUUAUGAUAGGAUGUGGACACACAAAUACUUGGAGAACCUCAAAAAAUUCAGGUAUGAUUGGUCUUGGAAUCGGGCCUAUGUCAUUUAUAAAACAAUUAGGAUCUUCCAUUAAAGACAGAUUCUCAUAUUGUUUGAUUGAUGAUAGGAAAGUUGAUCUAUCUAGCAAGAUCAAUUUUGGAGAUGCUGCUAUUGUAUCAGGUAAUAAUGUUGUUUCAACUCCUAUGGUUAAAAUGAUAGGAAACAACCAAGUAGACUACUACUAUCUAAAUUUGAAAGCAGUUAGUGUGGGAAGUAAAAGAAUAAAGUAUAGCGGUUUUAAGAAUAAAGGAAUAAAUGCUUCUACCCACAACAUUCUACUUGACUCUGGUACAACUACAACUUUUGUUCCACGUCAUUUUUAUCAUAAGUUAGAAUCAGCGGUUAAAAAAGUGGUUAAACUAAAGCGUUUUCACGAUGAUAGUGGUGACUAUAACCUUUGUUAUAAUAUCACAACCAAACAAGCCACAUCCAAAAAACCAAUCUUUCCUGUAAUUAUUGCACAUUUUAGUGGCGGAGAUGUCAAAUUAGAUUCUAAAGGCUACUUUAGCUAUUUAUCGGAAGGGAUUGAAUGCUUUAAUAUUUUCCCACAUGAACGUGAUUUAGGAAUCUAUGGAAACAAUGCACAAGUGAAUUAUUUAGUUGGUUAUGAUCUCAAAAAUAACAUUAUCUCGUUCAAACCUACUGAUUGUUCAAAGUAUUGA